This is a messenger RNA of Terrapene triunguis (Three-toed box turtle), 2331 nucleotides long. RefSeq names its product oocyte zinc finger protein XlCOF19-like. Bases 58 to 951 code for a protein of 297 amino acids. Lineage: Eukaryota; Metazoa; Chordata; Testudines; Emydidae. Gene Ontology annotation, molecular function: RNA polymerase II cis-regulatory region sequence-specific DNA binding; DNA-binding transcription factor activity. The record is from RefSeq and is a predicted model, not a curated record. Gene Ontology annotation, biological process: regulation of transcription by RNA polymerase II. The transcript is spliced from 2 exons.
CUGAGAAAGUACAAGCUGCCAGGUGCCCCUGGAAAGGGCCCCCGAGUUGGACAAGAAAUGGCAGAUGCCAGGAUCCUGAGCAGGACUAAGGAGCAGCCUCAUGACGAAGGGCCUGAAAACCUGCAGCCCCCCAGCAUCUCUCAGCGGGAUUCAGGAGAGAGCAUUAACCACAGACCUGAGCAGAAAGGAGCCUGCAAGAGGCAGAAGAGGAGCCCAGCGGGGAAUGAGCCAGAUCCCCUAGGGGAACGUGAGAGUGGAUUCAGGAGACUAAUCCAACCUCCUGCACUGGGGAGAUCUCGGGCCACAGGGGACCUUCACCAUCAGAACAGCAUUCACAGGACAGAGAAGCCCCAUAAAUGUCGAGAUUGUGGGGAAAGGUUCUGGGAGAAGCAGGCGCUCACGGCCCACGGGAGAGUUCAUGAGAAGGACAGACCAUAUCCCUGUCCUGAAUGUGGGAAGAGUUUCAACAGACUGACCCAUCUCAAAACCCACCAGAGAACCCACACGGGAGAGAAACCCUAUUUCUGUGCCGAAUGUGGGAAGAACUUCGGCCACCUCUCCACGCUCAUUACACACCAGAGGCUGCACACAGGGGAGAGACCCUACUCCUGUGACGAGUGCGGGAAAACUUUCACCAACCCCUCGGACCUCAACAAGCACCAGCGCUCCCACACGGGCGAGCGGCCCUACCCCUGUGCCGAGUGCGGGAAGCGCUUCAGCCAGCUCUCCAACCUGACGAUGCACCAGAGGACUCACACACAGGAGAAGCCCUACCCCUGCGCCGAGUGCGGGAAGAGCUUCAAGUACCUGGCUUACCUCGCCAUUCACGAGCGCUCCCACACCGGGGAACGGCCCUUCCCCUGCGCCGAGUGCGGGAAGAGCUUCAGUAACAAAUCCUCUUUGGCCCGUCACCUGAGAAUCCAUGCCAGAGCCGCAGCCAUGGACAAGUGAGACCCUCCCAACAGAGGGCUCCGCUCCGGUCGUGUGUAUAUAAUAGCGUGAAGCAGGGCCUGAGAGAAGCUAGCCCCAUGCCCACUAACAGAACCAUCCCCCUCACGGACACCAGGGGGCGUGAAUUGGGGCUUCACCGUAGUCCUCUGAGGUGUCCCGAUUCCGUAACCGCCCCAGCAGUGACUUGCUCCUUCCUGCUUGAACUAGUGAGGAGAGGGCCACUCUAGGGGCUUGUCUUCGCUGCAAAUUAACUUCUUGUAACUCAAGUGUUCUCCCUCACUCGAGUCCCGUCCACAUACAGUACCUUUAAGUGGGUGCAGUGGUGCUGUGACCCCAAGUUGGCCAGCCCAAGGAGGGGGCAUAGGCUAAAACUGGAGCACAACUCAUCAGCUGCUAACACAGCCCCUCUGUAGUGUGGCUCCAGGCUUGUCACUUGCAUAUCGCUAGUUCUCCAGGGCCUUCCCACGAGUCCCCUAGCGUGCCCAGAAAGGACAGACAAGUUCUCCCACUACUCACUGGGAAACGCGUGUGCCCAGAAGCCAUAGUGCUGUACUCGAGGGAGCGCAGAGCCUGUGUGGGCACAGCAGCGUGGCUGUUCUCAGCCGAGCUCGGCUCACUCGAGAGGAGUCACUGGAGCGCAGAUAACUCAAGUUAACUCUGUAGUGAAGGCAGACCCGGCGAGGCUGGCAGGCCUCAGUCCCAGCGGUACCAGGAACAGCACCUCCAGGGGAAGGCAUUGGGCCAGCGCUACCUCCUGCCCCACUGCCAACCAGUUCUGCCUCGACGGCCCUGCACAGCCACCUUCUUCCAUGCUCUGCCCUACUCGGAGGCACCCAGCCUCACCAGCGCUUCAGAGCCCUCUAUCAUCUCUUCCCAGCAGCCGCGUGUAACCGGGGCCCAAGACUGCUGCAUUGCCUCCCGCUCACCCGACUGGCUCUUCCAGCUGACUCCUAUCUCAGCCUAAGCAUUUACGUUCUCCAUGUACUCUUCUGUAUUUAGUCAUCGCCCCCCAGUUUUCUGCUCCUGUCCUGUUAACUCUCUUUAGUGUGUUGCGUUGUCCAGACCAUAUGGUUGCUCCUUGGCUCAGCUGCCCAUCAGCACAACCGCUGAUUCAGUUUUGUUGGUGUGAGAUUUUGAUCAGACGACCCCAAUCCUGCACUGAGCUCCACAUGGGCAGAUUCCUCUGGAGGGCUGCCUGGCUACUGGGGUCCCCAUGCGUAGCUCAAUGCAAGAUUGGGGCCUUAGUUUUAAAUCUUCUGAUCUUCCCUACCGCAUUGGUUGCCCUUCUGAAUUGCUGGUAUUUUUUAUUUAUUUCCUGCUGAUUUGAUUGUAAUGUACUGAAGAGCACUCCUUGUCAAUCAAUGACGGCUCUGCACACUU